This is a messenger RNA of Poecile atricapillus (Black-capped chickadee), 3677 nucleotides long. RefSeq names its product ectodysplasin A2 receptor (gene EDA2R). Gene Ontology annotation, molecular function: tumor necrosis factor receptor activity; protein binding. The transcript has 9 exons. Gene Ontology annotation, cellular component: plasma membrane. The record is from RefSeq and is a predicted model, not a curated record. Gene Ontology annotation, biological process: positive regulation of JNK cascade; tumor necrosis factor-mediated signaling pathway; positive regulation of canonical NF-kappaB signal transduction. Lineage: Eukaryota; Metazoa; Chordata; Aves; Passeriformes; Paridae. The coding region runs from base 155 to 1642 and encodes 495 amino acids.
GCAGCCGAGUCACUGCCGGUGCGGUGCCGGUCCGGAUCCGGGUCUGGGUCCGGGUCCGGGUCCGCGCCUCUCUGCCGGUCUCGCCGCUCUGCCGGUCCCGCUCCGCGCCGUGCUGCCGGCACCGGGACCCAGCUCCCCUCUCCUCUUCAGCACAAUGGCCUGCCAAGAGAGCGAGUACCUGGAUGACCAGAAGAAAUGUGUCCCCUGCAGAAAGUGCAUGCCUGGGCAGGAGCUUUCCAAGGACUGCGGCGACGGCAGCGGCGGGGACGCGCAGUGCGUGGCCUGCCCGCCCAGGAAGUUCAAGGACCGCUGGGGACAUCACGGCUGCAAGCCCUGCCUGUCCUGUGCCCUCAUCAACCGCCUCCAGAAGUCCAACUGCACAGCCACGGCUGACGCAGUCUGCGGGGAGUGCCUGCCAGGGUUUUACAGGAAGGCACGGAUCAGCGGGCAGCUGGAGUGGGAGUGCAUUCCCUGCACCAAGCAGACGCCAUCCUCCGAGCCACAGUGUCGGUCCAGAACAAACCUGGUGAAGGUUGCUGUCCCUACUGUACCUCCACAGGACACAGCCCUUCUUGCUCUGACCAGCAGUGCCCUGGUCAUCAUUGUCUUGGUGCUUCUGGCACUUUCCAUCAUCUACUGCAAGCGAUUCUGGAAAAGCCAGUGCCAGAGAGUCUUCCUGAGGACACAGAACUUCUCGGGCCAGCGAGCAACGUUCCCGACUGCAGCCACACCCGGCAGGUUCCUGUGCGAGGAGCAGAUGUCUGGACCCUGCUGCCUGGGUGUGAAGAAUUUGAGCCCUUGCUACAGGCAGGCAGAAGGCCCCGUGGAAGCGGUGCAGUUCAUUUCGGAUGGGGAAGCCGUGGGUCUGCAGCUCCCCUCUCUCCAGCCAGAGAUGGACUUGCCACCAGCCACUGCAGUCAGCACUGCCUCCAAGGCCCAGCUGGGCAGGAGCCUCCUGGAGAGCCAGCCCCUCAUCCGAACCUCGGGCCACGGUGACUGCCUGGAGGGGGUCCUGCCACCCCCCACCCCCAGGCAGGGCCGGCCGGGCACGGUGGAGGCCCUGGCCCCGCUCUCCUCCUGUGCCUCCGAGAUGCAGCACAAGUGGCCACAUGCACCCGUGGAGUGCACUGAGCUGGACCUCCAGAAGUUCUCCACCCAGGCGGAGUUUGUGGGCGGUGAGCGGCUGGAGGAUGCAGCAAGCUGGGCGAUGAAGAGGAUUCCAGCAGAGAGUGGUGCUGUGGUGCAGGAGGGGGCUCAUCACUUGCCCAUGGCCGAAAUCCCACCUGGGGAGCAGCCGGUGGAUGAUGCCCAGAGCCUGGUGACUCAGAUCAGCAGCACAGCCAAAGGUCUCCCCAUAGCAGAGCUGCCCCAUUCCUUGGUGCAGUCACUUGCCUUCUUGUUGGACCCUUCCUUGAACGGUGUGAAGAACUUCAGCCACGUGGCACUGGAGCUGGGGCUCAUGCCCCAGUUGCUGGGACGGAUUUCGGGGUUCGAGCAGUUGGUCACACACUUCACCUACGCGGGAGCCGCCGUCACCGUCCCGCUGCUGGCGCAGGCGCUGCAGCGGCUCCAGCGGUUUGACGCCUUGCUCCUGCUCUGCGACCACUUCACACUCAGCCCCACGCCGGACCGCCAGCACUAGAGGACAGGGAGGGACAGAGGAAGCUGCAUGCACUCAUGUGAGAGAGGAUCUGGUGGCCUGCAGUCACAUAACCUCCCUGGAGCGCAUGGCAGGAGCACACAGAGGUGGUCUUUGCGUCGCGGAAUGGAAGGACACAACAGGGGCAUCUCUGCACAGGGGUUCCAGGAAGCACAGCUGUGCCUUUUCCCUGCUCCUGGGGGAGGGCUUGCUCAGGCCCCUCCAGAGGCUGUUUUUCUCUGGCUGUGACACCCUUGCCUGUCAGUCAUUAUGCUGCCUGUGCUGUGGUGCUCUGGCUCUGCAGCCUCUGCCCCACUGUUGCCACAGGGCUCCCUCAGCCAUGGGGCUCUGUCUUUGUGGGCAGUGUCCUCCUAUGGACCCAGCCAUCUUCUCCCUUCCAUUUCAGCUUUCCCAUCCUUCCUCUGGCCCAUGCUCUGCUUUCCUGGGUGCCAGUUGCCACUUUGUUUACUUUUCAGUUGCUUCUCUCCCUCUGUGUUGCAGUUUCCUGGCAGAAGACCUGGCCAUGGCUGAUGUGCCAGGCUCCAGCCUUUGUCCCUCUGUGCCACCCGGGCACCUUCCUCUCAUGUUCAUUUGUGGUGCAGUGUGGCAUCCUGGCACAAGUUUCAGACAGGUUCCCAAGAUGGGCUGAUGUAAAUCCUCGUUGGGCUGUGGCUGUUGGCUGUGGGCAGGUGCAGGCUCACCCCAGCCUCGUGGCUGUUCCCUGCCCAUCACCUCCAAAGCUUCACAAACCACCUGUGGUGGCACAGGGUGUCAGGGGCAGGGACACUGUGCCGUGGGUGGCAGCUGAGAGCUGAAGCUGUGACCAGUCACAAGCAGCAGUGACGUUCCUGUGUCAGCCACAGCAGGAGCUCCUCCUCUUUUAAAAUAAUAUUUUUCUUUUUUUUUCCUGCCUAAAAAUGGCCAGAUUUCUCAUUCCUGGGAGCUGCUGCUGGGAAGGGGGAGCACCCUUCUGCUUGGUAUUUCAUCCUGGGGGGAUUUGUCAUAACUUGCCACAGUCUUGCUGUCACCGCUCACCCUGAUUUCGGUGUUGUGCCUGAGCCUGGGGGCUGCAGGCAGCUGGGCUGCUCUCGGUCUGCCCUGGCCACUGGGGCUGUGCUGGUGGCCCUGGACAGGAGCGGGGGCUGCAGGACACGUUCCUGAGCGGGGCACAGCGCUGCGGGGGCGGCCAGGCACGCAGGCGGCGGCUCCUCCAGGGUCACGGGCAGAGCAGCUGCCGGCGGGGCUGCAGCCGUGGCUCAGAGCCCAGCAGCGCUGACAGGGCUGAGGCUUCAGUCCCUCCAUGGGCCAUUCACUUAGGAGUUAGACUCCAGGAUCUUUGUGGUCCCUUCCAGCUCAGGAAGUGAGUGUGGUGUCACCCUAGCUGUCCCGAGACUCCCAGACAGCAUCACUGGGGCUCUGCCUCUGUUGCUUUGUUCCUCACUGCCAUGGAGUGCUUUCUGCUCCUGCCUGUCACCGGGGUCUCAGGCCGGUGGUGUGGUGGUCACCAGCAAGUGGCACUGUUACCCCACUGCCUGCUGCCCCCACCCAGGCCCCCUCGGCUGAGCCCACAGAAUUCUCCUUUAUCUGACCACAGUACCUGAAAGAAGAGGGUGCCCUUUCAGGAAGGCAGACCCCCCCCCAGCCCAGGUAAUAACAGCUGCUGGUGUUUCCUUUCCCUGUUUAAAGAUGUUGAGGCUUGAGCACGCCCAGGGCGUGCUCAGAUAAGUGAAGUCAUGGGCAGUUUGAGCUGGACCUGGCACCUCCCCUCACUGCUUGUUUCUUACACAGUCGAGGUCAUUUUGCUGCUCUUUGCUCCCCAAGACCCACAGGGUUGAACCUUGUUCCAUGUGGGGCCAGGAUUAGUCAGACUCUUGCUGCACAAUCGCUGUUAGGGAGCAGCCAGGAGUGUUGCUAUAGCACACACAGCCUGGGGCCAGGGAUUUCCUGUUUGAGGCUUUUCUGUGGCAGGGAGAGUGCUGGGUUUAAUCACCUCACAAAAUCCAAUAAAUAUUUAAUCCCUCUGUGGACAUAGUCACUU